Messenger RNA from Monodelphis domestica (gray short-tailed opossum), 11681 nucleotides. It is a transcript of the gene KCTD12, whose product is annotated as potassium channel tetramerization domain containing 12. The record is from RefSeq and is a predicted model, not a curated record. Gene Ontology annotation, cellular component: presynaptic membrane; postsynaptic membrane; signaling receptor complex. Gene Ontology annotation, biological process: protein homooligomerization; regulation of G protein-coupled receptor signaling pathway. Gene Ontology annotation, molecular function: protein binding. Lineage: Eukaryota; Metazoa; Chordata; Mammalia; Didelphimorphia; Didelphidae.
GUUCACUUCACCAAUGUUCUUGGAACGUUUUUUAUUCCAGAAACUCAUAACACAAACUAAUAGAUAUAAAAGAAAAUCCAGAAGAAUUCACAAGCAAGUCAAUUUCCCAGAGCCACAUCAUAUAACUACCCAUUCGACUUAAUUUAUUAUUAGAUGUUUUCCACCCAGCCUAUCCUCCUGAAAUUGAUUUUCCUGCCAAUAACACUGAUAUAUAUGUAUAUAUUUACAUAUAUAUGUGUGUGUGUGUAUACACAUAUAUAUAUAUCUAUGUAUGUAGGCAGGAAAAGGGUUAUUUGCCAUACACUCUUUCCUCUGGGAAUAGAGUACUUACCAAAUUAAAGAUUCCCAUUCUCUUUCCCUGGGAAUAUGAUGAGAUUUUGGAGACAAAUGCAACAUAUUUCUGUAUCUAUAUCUCUAUAUACAUACAUAUACACACACAUUCCAGCUCUGUCACUUGUUGACCAUAUGACCCUGAUCAUAUUACUUUUCUGAGCUUCGGUUUCCUCAUUUGUAGAAUAAAUAAUUUUUAUUUUUGAAAAAAAUCCAUAACAUUCUAUGGUAAAGGAUUUACAUAAUUCCUAACCCCUGAAAAGCCCCUGAACUCUACUGAAAUCCUAAUGACAUUAAAGAAGGCAAAGAAAGCUUUUAGUGUGUUAAAUGGACCACAUGUGGUAAACUUAUGGAAGGAUAUGUUGAAGAAUUGCCUAGGAUAGAUGGGUUAUAAUUUGUACUCUUGAAAGGACCAUCUACAUCCAUGAUACCACAGAUCUGUUUCAGCAUUUGGGUGUUUGAGCAUGAUCUUUAAGAGAGGAUUUGUUACUCAGAAUCUCCUGUCUUGUUAGUGACUUAGCCUUUUCCCUCUCUAUUGUCCCACUUUGUAGUUCUCUUCCCUCAACCUGUUGCUACUUGAAACUAACUCCAUCCUUUAUCCUGUCUCAAUCCUUGACUCCAGCUCCACUUUGAGACUUGACCAAUUGGGGAUUUUAGUCAUAUGACUGGUAGAACCACCACCAUUGGUGUCGGGGGAAGUCCUGCUCCUACUACCUGGGCAGACACAAAGCAGGUAAGUAGAUAAGUAAAGCUGAUAAAUCAAUUCUAAUGGAUUGGCAGGUUGAAGGAGAAGAAUUCAGCUCUACAUGAUCAGGUAUCAGAGUUGUAUUCCUGGUUUUCCUACAGGAAACUCUGAACACACUUUUCCAUAGAAACAUUGUUAUAUGGAGUUUUUGGGUUCCAUAGUACUUUGAGUAUAGUAUCAUGCAUCAAGCCCAUUAUGGAUUGAAUAAACUUUUGUAAUCUGGAUAUCUAAUUAUUAGUUUUCAGUAUUAUUAUUAUUAUUAUUAUUUUUUUUUUAUAAAAACCCUUCUGUCUUGUAGUCAAUACUGUGUAUUGGCUCCAAGGCAGAAGAGUGGUAAGGGCUAGGCAAUGGGGGUCAAGUGACUUGCUCAGGGUCACACAGCUGGGAAGUGGCUGAGGCCAGAUUUGAACCUAGGACCUCCUGUCUCUAGGACUGACUCUCAAUCCACUGAGCCACCCAGCUGUCCCCAGUUUUCAGUAUUGUUUCUAUGGGGGAAUUUAUUCAAAACUCCAAAUCAGAGGGAAGGAAGGAAGGAAACCAUUAUUUAUUAAGUGUUUACUAUGUGCCAGGUACUGUGUUAUGUGCUUUAUGAAUAUUAUCUCAUUUCAUUAUUGCAACAGCCCUGGAGUCAAGUGCUAUUAUUACCCCAUUAAUAAAAAAUAAAACCCUUCCACCUUAAAAAUCAAUACUAUGUAUGGAUUCUAAGGCAGAAGAGUGGUAAGGGCUAGGCAAUGGAGGUUAAAUAGUUUGCCCAGAGUCAUACAGUUAGGAAGUGUGACUAUCCACUGAGCUAUCCAUCUGCUUCCUGUUACUUCAUUUUAAAGUUGAGAAAUAGAGGCGAAGAUACCCUAAUUUACUUGCCUGGAGUUACACAGCUACUACUAUAAGUACUUCAGGCUAGGUUUGAGGUCUUUCUGACUCUAAGUCCAGCAUUCUUUCUCUCUUUUUUAAAAUUUAAAUUUACUCAUUUAUUUGUUUGUUUAUGUCCAGGUUCAUCAUUCUUUCCUCAGAACUACCUAGCUACCUUUAACAAAACACAAACUAUUUGGAAAAGGGCAUUAUCCUUAGUAGUGAAUAUCAGUUAGAAAACUUGGAGAGUUUAUGCCUAUGAGACACUCCCAAAUCUCCAUAAUAUGAAGAGUAAAGAACAAUUUUACUGGUUUUAUAGAACUGAAGAUUCUGCUGCUUUUCUAGUACAAAUAUAGCCACUAAUGAUAAAAAUGCUUUCUCUCCAACCCCUGAAUUUGGUAUUGGUUCAUUUGGAACUCUGUGUUAUCUAUUAGUCAUCAAAAAUAAAUAAAAAGCAUGAGAAAAGAUAUUUGGCUGCUCUCAUCAUAGAGUAUUUCCUCUACCAUUGCAGAUUGUAAUAUCCAUGCCUUCUCAUCUCACUUAAUUACUGUGUCCCCUUAUUCCAUUCCAAAGAUCGUCCAUAGAAAAUCUUACCCAGAGGUCUUCUCUAGGGCUUUUAAUAUUUGGUGUUUGCUUGUCCUGUCCAGUAUCCUACUAUCUAUUCUCUUUUACUCUUCCUACACAAUCAAAUCCCCUCUUUUCCAGGUUUUGAAAAAUGCCAUGCAAAAUGACAACAUAUAUUUAAUAUAAAAUGGUCUUUGCAUUGAAGUACACUUGUGAACUAGUUGAGAGCUUGAUCACUUCUCAAAUCACAGAUAUGAUUAUUCUCACAGAUGGCAACAUUUAAAAGCAAGGAUGACAUUUAUUGGGAAAAUUAGUUGGAAAGCUCAUCUUAGGCAGUGAUAUGAGACAGUUAUAAGGGGAAAGAACUAUCACUGAAGGAUUUUUUUUUUGGUCUGCAUUAUCAUAAUUAUUCAUAUUCUGAGCAAGUUUAUUGCAUCUCGGAGUGUUAGAGCUGGCUGGAACUCCAGAGGAGGAACAUGAGGUCCAGAGAGAAGCAGCUUGUGAUCACCUAAUAAAUAAGUAGCCAAGCCAGGACAGGAACUCAGGUCCUAAGCAGCGUGGCAAAUUGAGAAGUACAGCUGAUGUGUAGUUUGAGAACCAGGAUUAGAAUCCUAGUUCUGUCUCUUAAUCAACUGUAUGACCUCGGGAAAGUUGUUGAAUUUUUUUAAUAGUGAGGCUAUUGGUUGAAAUAGAUGAUUACUAAGGUCUCUUCUGUCUCUAAAUUUGUAAACAUUAUUGUCCUUCAACUCUAAAAUCAGUGUUCAUUUCACUAUACUCAGUUUAAUUAUUCAUCUCUCUGGAUCAUUUUGCUGCUUUGACACAUAUAAUCUAUUUGACCUUAAUUCUUUCCUCUACACAUUUCUUGCAGCAUCUAUAAUUGUGACUUUUUUGUCAUCUACCCUAGAGAUAGAAUAUUGACUCCAUCUUAUAGAAAAACUAUCUGUAAAAGGAAACAUUCUCAUUGAACUAUAGGAGAGGUCUUGGCAUUGCUUACAUACAGAGCUGCUUGCUGUCACCACUGGGGGUCAGAAGAACUGCAGAGCUUUGAAACCAGCUUGGGGAGAUUUGAGUCCUUCCUUAUUCUCAGGGCAGCAAAGGAGGCCAAGGGAAGUUAAUCGACUAAGCUAAUGAGUAAUGGAGCAGAGACUAACUAGAACCCAGGAAGAAAGAACACAGUUCUCUGGUCUCCUAGGGUCAGUGAUCAUUCCACUACACUACCCUCUCACAAGCUACUGCCUGUUUAAAAAAAAAUCUGAGGACAUGAAAGACUCUGGCAUGACAUGCUCUUAAAGGAGAAAUAGAGGCUAAAGAAGAGAAUUUCCAAAUGAAUCCAGUUUUACUAAGUGUUUGGCAUUUAAUUUCUUGGAAAUAAAAAAGCCUCUUUGGUCUCAGGAGGACUUUGACAGAUCUUGUAGUAGACCAGACAAGAUUUUAUUGAAAUAAUCAGAGACAGAUCUUAAUGAUGUUUCAAAAGGAUGUCUCAAUCUCCCUAAAUAAUCUAUCCUACUGUACAACUUGGAAUAAUUCUUCUUUAUAACUAACCUAAAUGACUCAUGUAAUUCAAAAUUUGUUUUCUCUAUUUUGAAAUCUUAAGGAAUCUCUUUAACCUGAAAAUAAAACAUGCCAUGGAAGUCUCCUCCAACAGUAUACUGAAUGGAGAUAGUUUGCUUAUGAAAAAAUUGAGUCCACUUCUUAAUGCCUAAGAAACCACGCUGCCACUGGGUGGAGAAUAUUUUAGUCAAUUUUGAUUUUCCCUUGUGAACUUCCGGCAUCUUAAGGAUUCUGACUGAUCAGAGCGGAUGCUUCAACUUUCCUGGGUAAAUUCUAGGAAGUUUAUCUAUCCUUUACGGUUUUCCUGCAUUAACCAGAGAUGCAGAGAUCUCCAUCCAAUCACAGGACCACGCCCCUUUAAUGCUGUAGCCAUGCAAUUUCCCUCUCCCACUUCUCCUCUGUCCCUUCACUAUAGAAGAGAAAGAAAGUUGGCUGAGUGCGGCUCUAUCAGGGUUUUGAGUGUGGAACAGGGGAGGAGACGGGGGUGGAGAAGGGCAAAUUGAAGGGUCAACACAGCACCACUGGAAGCAGAGAGCCGGGUGGGGUUGGAGAAAGGCACAACGUCAGCGUUUAACAUGCAAAUAUAUUCCCCAUCCUCCCCCUCCUCCUCCGCGACAGCCUCCUCCUCUUCUAGUUCCCCCUCCCCUGUCCUGGGAGUGAGGAGGGAGCCCGAGUCUCAGCUGCCUUCAACUGGCUCCGCAGCGUUGCAUCCACCCACGCCUCCUGGGAGUCGCGGAGACCGCGGGCAGCUCUACAUAAACACAGAGCGAGCGGUCGCUGCCCGGGACUCUCCCGCAGUCACAGGGAGAGGCGGUGCGCUGGAGUCGCGCCCGGUAGCCCACGCCUGGGCGCACUAGCGGAGCGCUGUCCUUUGCCUCCAGGGCUCUCUCUUCUUUGCCCGGUACGGAGCAGAGGCGCUGAACUGGGGCAUCAGCAGCAAGUCCUGUCUCUGGAAAGGUGACUGCCGUUCUCUUCUCAUCUUCUAUUUCUUCUUUCUCUUCCUCCUCCAUCCCCAUCCCACUCUCCUCUUCUCCAUGGCUCUGGCGGACAGCACACGUGGAUUACCCAAUGGGGGCGGCGGCGGGGGCGGCAGCGGCUCCUCGUCGUCUUCGUCGGAGCCUCCUCUGUUCCCCGAGAUCGUGGAACUGAACGUGGGGGGCCAGGUGUAUGUGACCCGGCGCUGCACCGUGGUGUCCGUGCCGGACUCGCUGCUCUGGCGUAUGUUCUCUCAGCAGCAGCCGCAGGAACUGGCCCGGGACAGCAAGGGUCGCUUCUUUCUGGACCGGGACGGCUUUCUCUUCCGCUACAUCUUGGAUUACUUGCGGGACUUGCAGCUUGUGCUGCCUGACUACUUCCCGGAGCGCAGCCGGCUGCAGCGGGAGGCUGAGUACUUCCAGCUUCCCGAACUCGUGCGACGCCUCGGGGCUCCCCAGCAGCCCGGGCCAGGCCCGCCGCCGCCCCACUCUCGGCGUGGGGUAUACAAAGAGGGCUCAGUGGGGGGCGGAGGCGACGAGCUCCUGCCCCUGGGUUACCUGGACCCGGAGCAGCAAGAGGGCGCCUCGGCAGGGGCGCCCUCACCCACCCUGGACCUAGCUAGCCGCAGUCCAUCCGGUGGCGCGGGGGGCCCGUUGCUUACCCCAUCCCAGUCCUUGGACGGCAGCCGGCGCUCGGGCUACAUCACCAUCGGCUACCGGGGCUCUUAUACCAUCGGGCGAGACGCGCAGGCGGAUGCCAAGUUUCGGCGGGUGGCGAGGAUCACAGUCUGUGGCAAGACCUCGCUGGCCAAGGAGGUGUUUGGUGAGACCCUGAACGAGAGCCGAGACCCUGACCGGCCCCCAGAGCGUUACACCUCUCGCUACUACCUCAAGUUCAACUUUCUGGAGCAGGCCUUUGACAAGCUUUCUGAGUCCGGCUUCCACAUGGUGGCCUGCAGCUCCACUGGCACCUGCGCCUUCGCCAGCAGCACAGACCAGAGCGAAGACAAGAUUUGGACCAGCUACACGGAGUACGUCUUCUGUCGGGAGUGAGCCAUUUGGACACCCUCUUUCUUUUAGCCAUUCCCUCCGCCCCUUCCAUGCAUCUGUGAGGGAUAUUAUUUUUUCCCACUACUCCCCACCUCCACAACCAUCCUUUACUCCACUCCAGCAGAAGCCUUCUGUUAUGACUCCUUGUCCCAAACAGCCCACCUCACCUUUUAACUUUUAUCCCAGCUCUUGAACUUGAAGUUUGAUUCCUUUCUUUGCUGAUCUUUUGGCUCCUAUUGAGAAGGGUUGAAAGGCACCCUUCCCUCUUUCUGCCUGGUUAUCAGACUCCUCUGUCCAGGUCUCACCCUCUCCUUCCCCCCUCCUCUAUCUUCUUUCUAGCUUUUCUUAAACCUGGAUUAAGUAAGACAAGGUUGUCAAAAAACAAAACAACAACAAAAAGAAAACUACCGCACCAAAUACUUUGGACUUGAUAAUGCCUGGAACUGUUCAAACUCGAUGGGAAAGUAUCCAGGGUGUUGGAGAAAAUAACAUUCCUUGAAAUCUUCUCAAGUGCUUGUGACUCAUAGGUGGUCAGAGGGUUCUAAAUUGGUCAUACUAAAGUCUGAGGAAAGUUGAUGAUUUUAAAAGGUUAUACUACAGCCUUUUUGGACUUCCUUUAAUUGGUAGAUUUUUUAUUGGGUGCAAAGGCUGUUAUAGACUGGGACUGUGAGAGACUGUUCUGGAAUUUGAGUCACUUUGGGUGGUACAAUUGAAUUACUAUAAAUGAAUAAGGUCUUUUAAAAUGUUAAAGGUUAAAGUAAGAAAAGAACAACUGGCUACAUUUUUACGUUCUUUCCAUUUUAAUGUACAAUAGACUUUGCAAGCAAUUCAAACUUGCAGAAAGGGAGCUAGUUGACAACUCUGCUUCCUGAGACUGACUACUCUGGCCCUUCACCAAGAGCACUUUGCUCUACUGUAGUUGACAUGGCAGCCAUUAUUGGCAACAGGGAAAAAUAUUAUUGCCAGAGAAGACAAUGAGUAAGCCCAAGUCUGCAGUGUUACAUGAAAUAAUUUGACAGUAAGUUUAAAAAAAAAGUAGGGUAGUCAGUAUUUUCAGUAGAAGAGCCAUGGAGAUGAGAAAAGCACCAGGUGUAGAUGGAGGGGUUUCUUUUUCUAACAGUGAAUGAGAUUUGGUCCUUGCUUAGCUCUGCCUAGCAAGUACAUGGGAAUUAGGCAGAAGAGGCACUUGGUUUGAAAAUUGAACAUUUUCACCAUCCAUUUAAGUACAUGCAUGAUUUUGAUGCCAAACAGCACAGGAAAGCACAUGCUCAGCAAUUUAUGAAGUUUUUAAAUAAUAUACAGUGAAACAACAGAUCCUAAAAAACAACUUAUUAUUGCUUAUUAUUAUUAUUAAGUUCAUUAUUCUGAUUUCUUACUUAGAAUUUACUAGUGCUUAUAUGACCUAACCAAAGAACUGCCCAGUAGGGAUUUAGUCUUUAAACUUUUAUUUCCUCAUUCUGGUGAGGAAUUCUAAAUGACAAUUAAAAAAAAUCCUCUUUUUACUUGAGUAAAAUAUGUUUAAUUUUAGUUAUACAUAGGUUUAAGACCAGUUAUUGUUAUUUCUAAAAGCCAAAUGCUUGUCUGACUGCUGAGUAAAUCUGAAAACAGUAUUUUUGCAUUGUUCUUUCAUGGAAUUUGUUAGAAGUGUGGUGGAGUCUAUACAUGUGAUUCGUUUGCAGAGAAAUCUAAGCACCAAGUGCUAUCCAGUUGUAGAGAGUUAUAAAAUGGAGUACUUUUAAAAGAAGGCAAAUAAAUGCUUAAAAGUUAGCUGAGCAAUAAAAUGGUAACUUGAGGCUUGUGCAACAGAAUACAGAAUGAGACCUGGUUGCCUUAUGCCUUUAUUCUAAAAUGAAAUAAAUCCCCUUUUGCAUAUCCUAUCUAUAUCAUAAGUAAAAGGAAACUGAUCCUAGCUCCUGAGUGUGUAACAUGUCAUUCUCUGGAGAUUCCCUGGCCCACAAGUCUUUGUAUUUUUUUGUUUCUUUCACUACUUUUCUCAGAAAUAUCCUUUGAAAAGAUUUUGUAAGAAACAGUUUUCAGGAAAAGUAUUUAAAUUUGUGCUUUUUCUUUAUUUCUUUUUAAAAAAAAAUGAGCCUUGUACUGUAUCUCAUUAUAUUCAUUAACAGAAUUAAGGAUAGAAACAAUUUUAAUCUUUAAUGACAUAUGACCCAGUGUAUAUAUAGAGUAUGUGAACAUUUUACAUCCAUCAUUUAGUUUUAGAUUUCAUUUGUGCUCUGAAAUGUCAUAAGUGAUCCUAAUCCCUUAUAUUAUGUGCUGUACAUACUAAGGCAACAUGUUCUGAUCAGUUUCCUUACUCCCAUUUCUAUGAAAAAAUUGAGUAUAAAAGAAAUGCAAUUGUACAACUGAGUUUGAUCCACUAUUAAUUGCUUGGAUUAGUUAUACUCAAAUUUCUGUCGGUUCAAUAGCAUCUUAAAAUUAAGGUACCUGUAUUUUUAAUCUGCUACCUUUUUCUUUCUUUCUUUUUUGAAAUGGGGAUGGUGAAGAUUAGAGUUUUCUAUUACAGUGCCUGCCUAGCAACAGUUUUUUUUCCAAAGUAAAAAUGAUUUUUAUAAUAGAAUCAUUGAAUGACAUUAGAUGAUAGGAAUGAGUGAUAAUGUAAAGAGAAUCAUUUCAUUUCUUGUAGUCUUUAAAAUGCCAUCUCAGGCUUGGUAAUUAUUAAAAUGUUAAUCUCACUGAAGUCUGAAGUGAGUUAGUGUUGUUUGUUCAGUGUUUAGUGGCUAGAUGUGAACACCUUAAAAAAUCAGUAGGGCCAAAUGACAUUUAGUUAUUAGUUCAUUCAACAAGUAUAUAAACAAUUUAGUCUUAGAGAUUUGUAUCUUAAAGGGAAUUCAGAGAUCAUUGAGUCCAACUCUUUCACUUUAUAGAUGAGGAAAACAGGCCCAGAAAAGGGAAAUAAUUUGUGGAGGUCCUUUGACUCACCUAAUGCCUCCCAAUAGAGGAGACCUAAAGAGACAUAUUUAGUAAUUGAAAGAAUUAGUGGUUCUUAAUGACUGAAAAUUUCAGUGAUUAUUCUUAUUUAUGUCCACAUCCCCAAAAGAUUCCUUCCAAUCCAUCUAGCAAGUAGUUUCCAUUGGCAAUCUUCACAAACUUUGCAAAUUUUUAAUCCAUUAUGUCUUUGGGUUAAAUCAGAUCUUUUGUAUACCCUUUAGUUGAAGGACUAUGGAUUAAAUGGUUAAGGAGAGUUAAUUGUGCUUAAGAGAUGAAUUCCUCACUUCUCAAAUUGGAAGUGAGAUGACCUAAAUUGGAGUGUUGCCUUUAGUGAAAAACUGGUAACUUUUUUUGUGAAUUUAGACUAUGUUGAUAGUCUGAGUAAUUUAGGUACAGAAGUCUACUUUGACACCUGCAUUAUUUGCUUCCCAAACCCUCUAUUCACUUUGAAAUGGAGCCUUUAGUUGUGUCUCUACAGAUCAAAACAAAAUGAAAAUUGGCAAAUUCUUGAUGGAUAUUGACAAUGUAGAGAAUUAAUUUGGGUAGUUUAGGCCCUGCAAAAAUACCUAUGCCUAAACAACUUGGGGAAAAUUAGGGAGGGAGAGGGAGGCAGUGACACUAAUUAUCUAGGUAAUUUUAGCUAUCAUAGUAUUGAUUUAAAUUAGAUGGAACCUAUCUGUGUUGAUCCAUGCAUUCUUUGGUAUUUGGAAACUCAACAGGAAAUUGUCAAUUGCUUAAACAUUGGUUUCAUUUAAAAAUGAGAAGGUGAUGGUGGGGUAUCUCAAGUCCACCAGUGGUUUAAAAAAACAGGUACCAUUAUUAUUAAUACUGUUUUCUCUCUUUUGCAACCAUAUGUUUGUCAGGAUAUCUAUUUUUAUACAUGUAGAUUAUGAGCCAUAUUCAUCCUAGUUUUUAGACUGAAUGGUGUAGGAGAGAUCCCUUGAGGAUGUUAGAGACCAAAUUAAAACUUUUCUUUUCAAUACUAACUUUACUCUUGUGUUUUAUAUGGCUUGUAUUUUGAUUAAAAUGUUAAAAAUCUAGAACACAUUGUAUUUUACAUUAUUGUGUUUCUAUCUCUAUCAAGAAAAGGCUUCUCAAUCCCACAUUCUUGUAAAACAUGCUAUGUACAUGACCACUUCUAAAGAAGUUCAUUAUUAGUUGAGGAAUGCUUUCACUUGAUUUAUUUUGAGGCAAACUCAUAAUGCAAAUAGCUUAUGUUCCAAUUGGUUUUAAUGCAAGGAAUUUUUAUGGAGCUUAGAUAAAGUACUUUAUUUGCAUAGUGCCAUACACAUACACCACUCAGAUCAUACAAAGUUCUCCUCUGAGAAUAACAAUAUUUUUAUUAUCUUAAAAAAUGAAUACAUCGUUAAUGAAAAAUUCAGUAGAAUAUUGUCACAGAAGAAUCUUGAGGGAGAACUAGAAACUCGAAGAGUCUGUUUCACAGGCAAAAUAAUAAAAUUUACCCAAUUGAUUGAAGGGUUGCUUUAAUAAUAGGCUACAAAAAACCUAUUAGGGAAGAUUCUUUGUACUGGAUUUUGAGUAGCUAAUCAUUAAUGAUUAUUAAAAUGGCUAUUUUUAUUCACUGUGAGGACACUCAAAUAUUGAAUGUAAUUUCUUAGAUGACUUGUUAAAUCUUUAUUUUUGAAAAAAUAAGGCUGUUCAAAAAUCCUCUUUGGUUUGGUUUCCAAAAGUGAUACUGCUGGGCAAAACAACUGCCAAUAAUUACAUAUUAAAAAUUGAGGAUUUAGGUUCUACACUGGUGUGUCCUGAUAACUUCAUUGCCUCAAUGGAAACUCUAAAGAAUGGAGUAGUCUUGAGAAAGUUGAAGAUGGACCAAGUGAACUUGGAUCUCUACCUGGUUCUUUACUUCAAAUAUACAUAUAUGAGGGUUUAAGGACAAUCAUUAUAAUAUAAAAGACAAUACUGUUGCCUUUCUAACUUUAAAAAUAGGUGAAAGUUCCUUCAUUCUUGUUUGAAAACAAAUUAUGAAAACUCAUUAACUUAAAAAAAGAUGCAAGGCUCUUUCAUAGAUGUUAAUUUGAAAGCUCUCAAUAAUCAUAUGAUAUUUCAAUUUUUCAGGUAUACUGGCCAUAUAUGAACUGCUUUAUCAACUAACUAUGAGUUUGAGCAAAUGAUUUCACCUCUCUGGUGCCUCAGUUUCCUCACUUUUAUUGAAAAAUUAGACUAAAUGGUCUCUAAGGUAACUUCUAGCUCCCAAAUCACUAUGAUUCUAUGAAUAAAAGUUGCCAUUCUACUGUCAGCUGAAGAAUGUAAAAUUCCCACACAGCAAUUUUUGUAGCUUUCAGUGGGUUAUUUCAGGUUUUGAUGUCUUUUUUUCCUUUCUCUCCUAACUUUUGUGGAAAUGGUUCAUUGGUAUUUGUCAUUUAAUGUAAAAAUCUAAAUCAUCAUUAUGAAUUAAGUAAAUAGGAAGCCAAGGGGGGUGGAAUCUACUUCAUUUUUAAUGAGCUGAUUAUGAACCCUUCUCAUUUAUAUUUACUAAAGGAGAUAAAUUCUUCAGUUAUCUCCUAAAUGUUCUAGAGCUUUUUAUUUUCCCUAAUCAUAACUAGUUGUAUAACUAACAUCCUCAAUAGUGUCUUUCUCCUCGUACUGUGGAGUAAUAAAUCCUUGAUUAUGUGACUUGUUAUGUAUUCUAUUAAAUACUAAAAGCGAAA